Pseudonaja textilis is the source of this 1501-nucleotide messenger RNA. The record is from RefSeq and is a predicted model, not a curated record. Lineage: Eukaryota; Metazoa; Chordata; Lepidosauria; Squamata; Elapidae.
AUGGACGGAGACCCCAAGACAGGCCUGGAGGGUGGAGGGUCGUUCAGAAGAUUGGGGAAUCCCCGAAGGACCCAGGAGGGAGGAAAGAAAUUUCAGUGCCCAGAAUGCGAAAAAUCCUUCGUAAAAAAUGGACAUCUUAAAAAGCAUCUAAGCAUCCACACAGGAGAGAAGAAAUAUGAAUGCCUGGAAUGUGAAAAAUCCUUCAGAACAAAUAACCUUUUGCAAAGCCAUCUAAAAAUCCACUCAGGAGAGAAACUUCAUAAAUGCCUGGAGUGUGGAAAGAGCUUCAGGCAUUUGGGAAACUUUUAUAGACAUCAAAAGAUCCACUGGAGAGAAAAACCAAAUAAAUUCCUGGAGGGUGGAGGGUCCCUUGGAAGACCCAGGAAUCCCCGAAGGAUCCAGGUGGGAGAAAAGAAGUAUCAAUGCCUGGAAUGUGAAAAAUUCUUCCAAAAAAAUGGACAUUUUCAAAGGCAUUUAAGGAUCCACUUGCGAGAAAAGAAAUUUGAAUGCCCAGAAUGUGAAAAAUCUUUCCAAAGAAAUGGACAUCUUGUAAACCAUCUAAGAAUCCACUCAGGAGAGAAACCAUAUAAAUGUCUGGAAUGUGGAAAGAGCUUUGUUAUUGUUGGACACCUCAAUCAACAUCAAAUGAUUCACUCAGGAGAGAAACCUUAUAAAUGUCUGGAAUGUGGUAAGAGUUUCAAUAGGAGGGGAAACCUUUAUAAACAUCAAAGAAUCCACACUGGAGAAAAACCAUAUAAAUGCCUGGAGUGUGGAAAGAGCUUCAAUAGGAGGGAAAAUCUUUAUACACAUGAAAGAAUCCAUUCAGGGGAAAAACCAUAUAAAUGCUUGGAAUGUGGAAAGAGCUUGAGGCAGAAGAGAAGCCUUAAUAGGCAUCAAAUAAUCCAUUCAUUAGAGCAACAAGAUAAAUUCCUGGUGUAUGGAAAGACAUUCAAUCACAGAAGAAACUAUUAUAAAUAUCUCAGAAUCCACUCAGGAGAGAAUCCGUAUAAGUGCCUAGAUUGUGGAAGGAGCUUUAUUGAGGGUGGACAUCUCCGUCAACAUCAAAGAAUCCACACGGGAGAGAAACCCUAUAAAUGCCUGGAGUGUGGAAAGAGCUUCAGUCAGACGAGCAACCUUUAUACACAUCAAAGAAUCCACACACGAGAAAAACCGCAUAAAUGCCUGGAGUGUGGAAAGAGCUUCAGUCAUAACAGCAGCCUUUAUAAACAUCAAAGAAUCCAUUUACAAAAACAGUAUGAAUGCUGGGAAUGUGAAGAAAGCUUCAAACUAUCCAAAUCCUUGAAAGAAGAAUCCACAAGGCAUGUAUAAAACCCUACAGGAGAAAAUCCCUACAAAGACCUCAAGUGUGCAAUGUGCUUUCCUCAGGGUCCAAACCUCCCAUCAACAUCAAAGAAUUCACACAGGAGAGAAACCCAAUAACUGCCUCGAAUGUGGAGUUUCAGUAGGAGAGGAACUCUGUAUGGACAUCAAAUGAUUCACA